Messenger RNA from Salvia miltiorrhiza (redroot sage), 5010 nucleotides. Its product is annotated as receptor-like protein 6. Lineage: Eukaryota; Viridiplantae; Streptophyta; Magnoliopsida; Lamiales; Lamiaceae. Gene Ontology annotation, molecular function: protein binding. The transcript has 3 exons. The record is from RefSeq and is a predicted model, not a curated record. Bases 1 to 5010 code for a protein of 1669 amino acids.
AUGCUUCCAAAGUUGUUCUUCAUCAUUUCUACACUAAUUUCCUCCUUCAUCUUCUCUCAUUCUUACUCCCAGUGUCUUCACCAUCAGAAAACUUUGCUGCUUCAACUCAAGGAUGAGUUGAGCUUCGAUUCUUCCGUUUCAACAAAAUUGGUGCGAUGGAAUGAAAGUGAUGAGUGCUGCAAGUGGCACGGUGUGGACUGUGAUGCUGCUGGCUACGUCGUUAGUUUGCAGCUCGAUCGUGAGUCCAUUUCUGGUGGAAUCACGGAUUCAUCGAGUCUCUUCAGACUUUUGCAUCUGCAGAAGCUAAAUCUAGCCUACAAUUCUUUCAACAACACUCCCAUUCCGAAAGGUAUUCACAAUCUCACCUAUUUGACACACUUGAAUUUAUCCGAUGCUGGAUUUGGUGGGCAGGUUCCAGCUGAAAUUUCUUCCUUGAGGAGGUUGGUUUGUCUCGAUAUCUCCUAUGAUGAUAGAAUAUCUGUGAAACUGGAGACGCUUGUCCAAAAUUUAACAGGGCUUCGAGAGCUCUAUCUUGAUCAUGAUGUCAAUGUUACUUCUAACGAUCUUUCAACAGAACUUCCAGACUUGUUCACCAAUUUUCCAAGUUUGACCACUUUGUCUCUUUGUGGCUGCGGUUUGAAGGGUUCGAUUCCAUCCACCUUUGCUAACCUAACCAACCUGAUUCGUCUCGAUUUGUCAAGUAACUCUUUCUUAGGCUCACUUUCUUCUACGCUGUUUGAAGGUCUUUCAAAUCUUGUUUAUUUAGAUUUGAGGAGUAAUUCAUUCUCUGGUAAUAUUCCCCACUCUCUCUUUGAUCUCCCUUCAUUGUUGCAACUUGAUCUUCGCAACAAUCAGUUUAAUGGCACUUUUCAUCUGGACAACUUUCGAAGUCUUGCCAAUCUAACCCUACUUGGUCUAUCUCACAAUAGAUUGUUAGUAGAUGUUGGCAACCUCAAUUCAACUUCAUAUGGAAGUCUCCAACUAAAAGUGUUAAGACUAGCUUCAUGUAAAUUGUCCCAUUUUCCUAAUUUCACUAAACAUUUGGAUAUGGAAGAAGUGGACCUCUCAAACAAUCAGAUUGGUGGGGAGAUACCUAGCUGGAUUUGGGGAACACAGCUUUGGUAUUUGAACCUCUCUUUUAAUCUUCUAACAGAUCUACAAAAGCCUUACCAUAUCCCUGCUUCUCUUCUAUAUCUAUACUUGGACUCAAACCAGCUCAAGGGUGAGUUCCACCUGCCCAUUCCACCUGUGUCUCAUCUCAUGUACUUGUCUGCUGCUAAUAACAGUUUAAGUGGAUUCAUUUCAACCUCCCUUUGCAGUUCCACAAGGCUCAUUAGUCUUGACUUGUCUGGCAAUAAAUUAAGUGGCAUACCCCCUUUUGAAAACAUUAGCAGCAUCAAUUUGGGGCAAAACAGCAUAGGCGGUCACAUCCCUGAUAACUUUUCUCAGGAUUGUAAGCUACAAUAUUUAGAUCUUAACAAUAAUAGUUUACAAGGGAGAAUCCCAAAGUCCCUUCAAAAUUGCAGGUGUUUGGAGUUGUUGAACGUUGGGAACAACAACAUCAACGACACCUUCCCAUGCAUGCUAUCAUCCACCUUGCGUGGUCUUGUUUUGAGUUCCAACCAAUUCCAUGGAGAAGUCACAUGUCACACGACCUGGCCACGACUUCAAAUUGUGGAUAUAUCUUCAAAUAAUUUCAGUGGAUCUCUGGAAUCAAUAAACUUCUCUACUUGGAGUUCAAUGCUGUUGAAAGACAUUAAUGGCUACUACCCACUGUCCAUCUCACUAACCAUUAAAGGGCAUUUCGAGACAUACGAUCUUACCUCACUUCAUCAGCUCAACUUCUCCCACAAUGCCCUCGAUGGAAGCAUCCCAAAAUCAUUUGGUCAGUUGAGGAGUCUUGAAUCACUCGACCUCUCUGGAAACCGACUAACAGGGCUGAUACCAGUGGAGCUUGCAGGCCUCACAUUCCUUUCAUUUUUGAAUCUGUCCUACAAUAAGCUGGUUGGAAAGAUUCCAAAUGGUCGGCAGUUUCAAACAUUUUCUGCUGAUUCCUUCAAAGAGAAUCCGGGGUUGUGUGGUUUCAAUGUAAACAUAAGCUGCAGUGGUAGUGAUGGCAGUGAUCAUUUGUGGCCACAAGAAUAUGAAAAUGGGGAAGAUCAAAAGAGUGAGAUUGAGUGGGAAUAUGUAUCCGCUGCACUUGGAUAUGUUGUGGGCUUAGGAAUCAUUGUGUGGCUACUUCUUUUCUGCCGAAGCUUCAAAGAAAGAUAUUUUGAGAAAAUAGAAGAGAAAAUCUUGUUGCUUCAACUCAAGGAUGAGUUGAGCUUCAAUUCUUCUCUUUCAACAAAAUUGGUGCGAUGGAAUGAAAGGGGUGAGUGCUGCAAGUGGCACGGUGUGGAAUGUGAUGUUGCUGGCUACGUCGUUAGUUUGCAGCUCGAUAAUGAGUCCAUUUCUGGUGGAAUCGCGGAUUCAUCGAGUCUGUUCAGACUUGUGCAUAUGCAGAAGCUAAAUCUAGCCUACAAUGAUUUCAACAACACUCCCAUCCCGAAAGGUAUUCACAAUCUCACCUAUUUGACACACUUGAAUUUAUCCCAUGCUGAAUUUGGUGGGCAGGUUCCCGCUGAAAUUUCUUCCCUGAGGAGGUUGGUUAGUCUCGAUAUCUCCUAUGAUUAUAGAAUAUCUGUGAAAUUGGAGAUGCUUGUCCAAAAUCUAACAGGGCUUCGGGAGCUCUAUCUUGAUUAUGUCAAUGUUAAUUCCUCUCAUGAGAGGAGAAAAUGGAGCCACAUUAUAUCAUCAUAUUUACCCAACCUCACUGCGUUGAGCUUAUAUGAUUGUGGUUUGUCUGGCCCUUUAGCUAAGUCCUUUUGGCAACUCCAUUCCCUUUCCAUCCUUCGACUAGAUUACAACCAUCUUGGACCAGAACUUCCAGACUUGUUCGCCAAUUUUCCAAGUUUGACCACUUUGUCUCUUUAUAACUGCGAUUUGAAUGGUUCGAUUCCACCCACCUUUGCUAACCUAACCAACCUGAUUCAUCUCGAUUUGUCAUAUAAUUUCUUCACAGGCUCACUUUCUUGUACGCUGUUUGAGGGUCUUUCCAAUCUUGUUUAUUUAAAUUUUGGGUAUAAUUCAUUCUCUGGUAAUAUUCCCCACUCUCUCUUUGCUAACCUAACCAAGCUGAUUCGUGUCGAUUUGUCAAGUAACUCUUUCAUAGGAUCACUUUCAUCAACGCUGUUUGAAGGUCUUUCCAAUCUUGUUUAUUUAGAUUUGUCAUAUAAUUCAUUCUCUGGCAACAUUCCCCACUCUCUCUUUGCUCUCCCUUCAUUUUCGGUACUUGAUCUUAGCAACAAUCAGUUUAAUGGCACUUUUCAACUGGACAACUUUCCAAGUCUUGCCAAUCUAAUCUUUCUUGAUCUAUCUGAAAAUAGAUUGUCAGUAGAUGUUGGCAACGUCAAUUCGACUUCAUAUGGAAAUCUCCAACUAAAAACAUUAGAACUAGCUUCUUGUAACCUGUCCCAUUUUCCUAGUUUCAUCAAACAUCUGGAUAUGAUAUACGUGGACCUCUCAGACAAUAGGAUUGGGGGAGAGAUACCUAGUUGGAUUUGGGGAACGCAACUUGUACGUUUGAACCUCUCUUAUAAUCUUCUAACAGAUCUGCAAAAUCCUUACCAUAUCCCAGCUUCUCUUGAAGAGCUAUACUUGGACUCUAACAAGCUCAAGGGUGAGUUGCAUCUGCCCAUUCCACCUGCGUCUCUACUUGGAAUCUUACUUGUUGCUAAUAACAGUUUAAGUGGAUCCAUUCCAACCUCCCUCUGCAGUGCCACGAACCUUGAUAUUCUUGAUUUGUCUGGUAAUAAAUUAAGUGGCAGCAUACCCCCUUGCUUACUUGAAAACAUUGCAGAGUUAGAUCUAAGCCAAAACAACAUCAGCGGUAGCAUUCCAGAUAAUUUUCCUAUGGAUUGUAGCCUACAAUAUUUGGAUCUCAAUAAUAAUACUUUAGAAGGGAAAAUCCCAAAGUCCCUUGAAAGAUGCGAGUUGUUGGUGUUCAUGAAUGUUGGGAACAACAACAUCACUGACAGUUUCCCGUGCAUGCUAUCAUCAUCCAGGGGGUUGCACCUUCUUGUUUUGCACUCUAACAGAUUCUAUGGAGAGGUGAGAUGUCAUGACAUGAGCUGGCCAUAUCUCCAAAUUCUUGAUAUAUCUUCCAAUCAGUUCAGUGGAAAUCUGGAAUCGAUAAACUUUUCUGGUUGGAAGACAAUGAUGCUACAGAGUGAUGACCAAUUGAGGUCUGGCAAUUCAGUUUACUAUUACUCACAAUUGUGGAAAUCAUUAAGCAUCACAUUAAUCGUGAAAGGGAUAAAUUCAGAGUUUCACACGAUUUGGUCAGAGUUUGGUACCAUUGAUUUCUCGUGCAAUAAUUUUGGAGGAGAGAUACCAAAUGCAAUUGGUGAUCUUACCUCACUUCAUCAGCUCAACCUCUCCCACAAUGCCCUCAAUGGAAGCAUCCCAAACUCAUUUGGUCAAUUGAGGAAUCUCGAAUCACUCGACCUCUCUGGAAACCGACUCACCGGGCUGAUACCAAUGGAGCUUGCAGGGCUCUCAUUCCUUUCAGUCUUGAAUCUGUCCUACAAUAAGCUGGUUGGAGAGAUCCCAAAUGGGCGUCAGUUUCAAACAUUUUCAGCUGAUUCCUUCAAAGGAAAUCCAGGGUUGUGUGGUUUCAAUCUCAACAUAAGCUGCAUUGAACAUUUGUGGCCACAAGAAGAUGAAAAUGGGGAAGAGAAGAGUGAGAUUGAGUGGGAGUAUGUAUCUGCUGCAGCUGGAUAUGUCGUGGGCUUAGGAAUCAUUGUGUGGCUACUUCUUUUCUGUCGAAGCUGCAGAGAAAGAUAUUUCGAGAAAAUAGAAGAUGUUGUUGACAACAUAUUCUACGAGAGAGCGAGGAAAAGAAGGCAUGAAAGAAGAAGCAAAAGAGUAGAGAUGAGAAAAGAGAUUAGGAGACAGCAGCAGCGAAGUUGA